Messenger RNA from Aplysia californica (California sea hare), 7270 nucleotides. RefSeq names its product low-density lipoprotein receptor-related protein 4. The coding region runs from base 111 to 5612 and encodes 1833 amino acids. Gene Ontology annotation, molecular function: protein binding; calcium ion binding. The transcript is spliced from 39 exons. NCBI's taxonomy places the organism in Eukaryota, Metazoa, Mollusca, Gastropoda, Aplysiida, Aplysiidae. The record is from RefSeq and is a predicted model, not a curated record.
UUUCAGCACUCAGCAGUCGAGUGACCCAUUUCAUUCAGGAGAAGAACGUACUUUUAUUGGGAAAAAACUUCUUGGAUUUACUCUCGUAUGUCUUUCUUCAACCCCUUAUUAUGAGGGCUGUAGCGACGGCUGUGUCGCUCCUAGCCAUUCUCCAAGUUGUGAGCACGCGCAGAGAUUGCAUCACAUGCGAGCAUUACUUUAUGUGCCGCUCAGACUGCGUGUGUGUGCACAGAGACUGGCUAUGCGACGGGGAGCCGGACUGCACGGAUGGCUCAGACGAACUGGACUGUCAGCAGUACAAAUGCCCUGAGAACGAGUUCACAUGUACCAAUGGGCGUUGUGUGAAGACCAAGUGGCUCUGUGAUGGGGAUGACGACUGUGGGGAUGGCUCGGACGAGCUCAAGUGCCCCCAAAUGAACUGUUCAAAGGGAGAGCUUCAGUGUGCCAACGGCAAGUGUGUACCCCAGAACUGGCGCUGUGACGGAGACGACGACUGUGAGGAUGGCACGGAUGAGCAAUGCCCUCUCCAAGACUGCAAGCCGGGCCAGUUCCGCUGUUCUGACGGCUCCUGUAUCGCGUACAUGUGGAAGUGUGACAGCGAGGUGGACUGUAGCGACGGGAGUGACGAAAGACAUUGUGCGGAGCUGUCGCGGCCAGUGUGUAGCAACAACCAGGUGCAGUGUGAGAAGACCCUCAAGUGUAUCUGGAAGGAGACUCUGUGUGACCAGGAGAACGACUGUGGCCAGUGGGAGGAUGAGAUGAACUGUGGUCACUGCCAGCCAGGAGAAUUCAACUGUUCCAAUGGCGCUUGCAUCAACCUCAGCUGGAGAUGUGACGGAGAUAGAGACUGCCAAGAUGCCAGUGACGAGGCUGGAUGCGCACUUCUGGAGUGCGAUGAUUCACAGUUCCGAUGUGAUUCUGGCUUCUGUAUUGACGAAAAGAAGCACUGCGAUGGGAAUGCCGACUGUUCGGAUGACAGUGAUGAGAUUGGAUGCACCCCAAGAAAAUGUCGCCUGGACCACUUCAGCUGUGCUAAUGGAACGUGUUUACAUCUGCACAAAGUGUGUGACGGUACACCGGACUGCCCGGACGGUGCUGAUGAACGAGCCUGUGAUAAACUCCCAAUGACAUGCAACGGAGACUGUGAGCAGAACUGCAGGUCGGUGGCUCACGGCGUGCGCUGUUGGUGUAACAAAGGGUAUCGCCUCAGGGAAGACAAGAGGUCCUGUGAAGAUGUGGAUGAAUGUAAAUACGAUGGAACGUGCAGCCAAAUCUGUCGCAACUCCCAGGGGUCUUUCAAUUGCUCUUGUGUUCCUGGUUACCAGCUAAAGCCUGAUGGUAGAGGAUGCAAGGCGCUGGGUGGUGAAGCCUACCUGAUAUUUGCCAACCGCGUGGACAUCCGGCGCGUGACCCCCGACAAGUCUGAGUACACGUCCAUUCUGCGAGGACUGCAGAAUGCCAUAGCCCUGGACUUCCACCACAAGCACGGCUUAGUGUUCUGGAGCGACGUCACCCUGGACGUCAUCAAGAGAGCCCACCUCAACGGCAGUCACGUCACUGACAUUGUGUCGGACGGCUUAGAGAAUCCAGUGGGAAUUGCCGUGGACUGGAUCCAUGACAAGCUCUUCUGGACUGACGCAGGCACUUCGCGUAUUGAAGUGGCCAACCUGGAUGGCUCCUACCGUCGUGUGAUCCUGUGGCAGAACAUGGAGAAACCCCGAGCCAUUGCAGCAUUUCCCCGACAAGGGAUAAUAUUUUGGACUGACUGGGGCAGUACCCCAAAGAUUGAGCGUGCAGGAAUGGAUGGAAGUCUUCGCAUGGUGCUGGCCAACUCUUCUCUCUUCUGGCCCAACGGCCUCACGGUCGACUACGCUGCUGAGAGGCUGUACUGGGCAGAUGCCAAGCAUCAUGUGAUCGAAUGUUCCAACCUCGACGGCUCCCACCGCAGAACAGUCAUCAGUGAAGGUUUACCUCACCCUUUUGCCCUGACUAUAUUUGAGGACGAGCUGUACUGGACGGACUGGUUCACCAAAAGCAUCAACAAAGCUGACAAGUUCAGCGGCAGUCAUGUGGAGACCGUACGCUCUAGCCUUUUCUUUCCCAUGGACAUACACACCAUGCACCCGCAGAGACAGCCCCCAGAAAAGAACAAGUGUGGCUCUAACAACGGAGGCUGCAGUCGUCUGUGUCUGCCCCACGAGAGUGGCUACACCUGUGCCUGCCCCACUGGACUCAUGCUGGGCAAGGACCGAAACACUUGUGCUGAAGUUCUGGACAGCUUCAUCCUGUUCUCCACCCAGACAGAUGUACGCCGGAUCUCCAUCGACGUGCCAGAACUGACCGAUGUUGUGAUCCCCCUGAGUGGCCUGGACAGUGUGGUGGGAGUGGACUUUGACAGUGGCACCAACUCCAUCUUUUGGUCAGACAUCGGAGUGGACAGCAUUGGGCAGGCCUCCUGGGACGGCAAUGAUGAGCAGCUCAUCGCAGACACCAGCCUGGACUCCCCAGCAGGCAUAGCGUAUGACUGGGUAGGCCGUAACCUGUACUGGACGGACAGCGGCAACGACCGCAUCGAAGUGAGCAACGUCAACACCAAGAUGAGGACGGUGCUUCUGUGGAGAGAUCUGGAUCACCCUCGUGACAUCGUGGUGCAUCCCCGCCUAGGCCUGAUGUUCUGGACGGAGCUGGGCAAAACUGCUCGCAUUGAGCGAGCUGCGAUGGACGGCACUGACCGUCAGGUGAUCGUAGGUCACAACACGACCUGGCCCAAUGGCCUCAGCAUCGACUACACGGAUAAUCGCCUCUACUGGGUGGACGCAGGCACUCACGCCCUUGAGUGCUCCUCAUUUGAUGGAACCAAUAGAAAAGUGCUCAUCUCAGUGAAUCUCCAGCACCCGUUUGGCGUGACGGUAUACCAGAACUCUGUGUACUGGACCGACUGGCACACCGGCAGUAUACACUUUGCCGACAAGGACACGGGGAGUAGCCAGGGGGUGUUGGCUUCAGGGUUUGGCCACAUUAUGGACCUCAAGGUUUUCCACAGGGACAGAGAGAAUGUGUCCAGUGUGUGCUCUCAGAACAACGGAGACUGCAGUCACCUGUGUCUACUGGCCCCCGCCCCACAGAGGUACAGGUGUGCAUGUCCCACCGGGCUCCUGCUGGGAUCGGAUGGCAAACAGUGUCAGACAGAGAUGCGCAACUUUCUGAUCUUCACCCGGCGUCAAGAUAUUCGUAAAAUCUCUCUGGAGGUCGAGUACUACAUGGACGUGGUCAUACCUGUGGGAGACCUCAAGAACGCCAUAGCUAUUGAUGUGGACAUUUUGGAAGGUAAAAUGUACUGGACAGACACUGUACUUGAUCGUAUUUCUCGUGCAAAUCUGAACGGCUCAAAUGUAGAAAAAGUUGUGGAGCAUGGCAUACACACAGCUGAUGGGUUGGCCGUUGACUCUGUCGGCCGUAAGAUCUACUGGACUGAUGAUGGCCACAAUCGCAUCCAGGUUGCCAAUUUGGAUGGUUCCAUGAGGACAGUGCUGAUUUAUCAAGAGCUGGAGAAACCCAGAGCAAUUGCCCUGCAUUAUGACAAAGGAUACAUGUUCUGGACGGACUGGGGCAAACAUGCACGCAUUGAGCGAGCUGACAUGGAUGGUGGGAACAGAAGAAUUAUUGUCUCUGACCGUCUCAUCUGGCCAAACGGCCUCACAAUUGAUCGACCAAUGAACAGAAUUAUUUGGGCUGAUGCACGAAAUGGGUACAUUGAAUGUGCGGACUUGUCAGGCAAACACCGCCGUGCUCUGGUGACCAAAGUGAGCCAUGCUUAUGGACUGACUGUUGCUGGACAGUCCAUCUUCUGGACCGACUGGCUGGAGAGCUCAAUCCAUCGAGCCAAUAAGAAUCUGGGAACCAACGUGACGAAGGUCAGAGACAACCUGCCAGGCAUAAUGGACAUCCACGCUGUCCAGAUCGAAGGCAUCGCUACUCACGUGAACCGGUGUGGCAAGAACAAUGGAGGAUGUAGCCACUUAUGUCUGCCACACCCGCGGGGGACGACCUGUGCUUGCCCGACUGGCAUCCUGAUGAAAGAGGACGGCAGAACCUGUCAUGAAGUGCCUAGCAAGUAUUUGCUGUUUGCGGCCAGGGGUAGCAUCCGGCGUAUCUCGCUGGACACCGCUGACCACACAGACGUCUACCUGCCCCUGCCAGACCUUCACAAUGUCAUUGCCCUGGACUUUGACUACAAAGAGAGCACUGUGUACUACACCGAUGUGUACUUGGACGUCAUACGGCGUGCAUCCCUAAAUGGCAGUCAAUGGAUGGAGACUGUGGUGCAGAAAGAGCUAGCAACCACUGACGGGCUUGCUGUGGACUGGAUAGCUCGCAAUUUGUACUGGACAGAUUCAGGCCAUGAUGUCAUUGAGGUGUCCAGACUGGACGGGUCCAGCAGAAAGACGCUGAUUGAUGCUGAUCUGUUGGAGCCUCGAGCCAUCGCUCUGUUCCCCAGGAAAGGACUCAUGUUCUGGACUGAUUGGGGCAUUAGACCAAAGAUUGAGAGAGCUUAUCUGGACGGUUCAACUCGCAAAGUCAUUGUGGACACAGUUCUUGGUUACCCGAAUGCCCUCUCAAUUGACUAUGAAGCGAUGCGGCUGUAUUGGGUUGAUGCAAAGCUAGACAAGAUUGAGACCUCAGACUUAGCCGGACGGAACAGACUAACAUUGCUGCAACAAGUUCCUCAUCCUUUUGGUUUGGCUGUGUUUGAGAACUUCAUCUACUGGACCGACUGGCAGACGGAGCUGGUGGAGCGAGCGGAGAAGAUGAGCGGGGCGAACCGCCAGACAGUACAGAGCAGGCUGGAGGGUCUCAUGGACCUGCACAUCGUCUCCCCUCUACGCCAGACGGGCACCAACAACUGCAGUGCUAACAACGGGGGCUGUACUCACCUGUGCCUGGCCCGCCCUGAUGGCUACGUGUGUGCCUGUCCAAACAAACAGGACGACCGACCAUGCAGUGAAGUGCCAUCGUAUUCUGUACAGGAGGGGUCCAAAAUUGUCAACAUUGACAUCAGUUCUGUGCAUGAGUGUUCUGAAGAAGACAAAGAGCUGGGGGUAUGUGAGGACCAGCCCCACUCACACAGUGGUUCUGUCAACACAGAGAAUCACGAGUCCUCAGACAAUGGCCCAUACGUCGCUGUGGCUGUUGUCCUUAGUGUGCUACUCAUCUUUAUCUUGAUUGCCUUUUUCAUGUGGAAAAGACACCGAAGGCGACAUUACAAUGUGGAAGAAUUCUCUGCUCUGACUUAUGCCAACCCAACCUACCAGCGAGCCAGCACGGAGACCAUCAACUCAGAGAAGCAGCUGGGCCAAAAUUAUCCCCAUUUCCGCUAUCAUGCAAGUGAUGAGCGACUGACCAAUGGGCCCAGUGACACGGAGUCGAUGUCUAGCCGUAAGGAGAUGGCCGCUCUGAUGCCGCCUCACCAGCAAGUGCCGAGUGGAGGCCGGUCGGACGGUUCUGUUAGUGUGGCUGGGUUCAAGUCUCGAUGGACUCGCCAUUCGGAGGAGACAGAGGAAGAGCUGGAUGAGCUGGAGGUAGCCGUGCCCUACAAGUCUGUGCUCCAGUGAUCACCUCCUUCUCUCUCUCUCUUCAUCUCCCUCUCUCUCUCUCCGUCCCUCUCUCCCCCAUCCCUCCCUCUCCCUCUCUCUCUCUUUCUCUCUCUCGCUCUCAAGGCCCCCUGGUGGUGGAGGAGGCGGAGGGGAAGCCUGGCCUCACGAGCCAGCACGCGCAUGCAUUGCUGUGAUAUGUACAGAUCCAGGCCAUUGGCUGACAACUGGCUUUAUCGUUACACUGUGUGUGUGUGUGUGUGCGUGUGUGUGUGUGCACAAAUACACACGUGUUUUAUCUAUAGGGCUUCCGUCUUGUUAGGGCUACCAUGUUUGUGGACUUUUGCAGGACUCUUGUUGAUUUGUAUAUAUACAUAUGUAUAGGCCUAUAUAUGAAAGUUACUCAUGGUAAUGUUACUCGUGUGUGGCUUUUGCUUUGUGGGAUAGGAAACUUUUUUUUUUCCAGACGCACUUAGCGAAACCCGCCUUACAGCAAGUAUAGCCUCAGACUCGCACAAUGAAAGUAUUUUCAAUGAAUGUAAACCAGAGACGUAUUGGGGGUGUGGCUGCCUCGAAACAGUUUAGGGGUAAAAUCAACACCAAGUAUCAGCGUGCCAGUUUGCGCAAAAACUGGAUGCAUGUUGUGGACUAUUUAGAUUAGCUCAAGAUCAAACUGUUUAGACGUGUACACACCAAGCACACAAUUAUACCUAAUGAAUUAACUGAAGUAAGACUCUCAGCAAUAUUGCCAGUAUUUCAGGCCCCUCUGGGAGUUGCCAAAUGAUUUACAUUUGAGUUUGAGCACUCUGUGAGAUUUUUAUUUUUAACUUACAUGCAUAUAUAUAUAUAUAUAUAUAUUCCCUUGAACGUUCAGUUCAAUGAAGGUUUUGAGUGUCAUUAUCACUGUGAGUUUUUGAUGCAGCUUUCUUUGCCUUUCUUAUAAUGUUCUAAACUUCAACAGAAACUUGGCUGGGUUGGGUUUUUUUUAACAAUUCAUGAAAUAUGAUUGAAUUGCUUGAAGCUGGGGAAGUUAUUCUCUUUGGGUUUGGGGUUUUUGCUAUCAUAUGUCCAGGUCAAACAGUGAGUAACUUGCAUCUGUAGGGUAAUGCCUAUGCUCUAUGCAGUUGCAUACAGAAAAAUGAGUUUGAUGUGCGGGUAGGAAAUUCUAUGUUAUCGAGAGUCUCCAUCUUUCUACUGGGAUACUGUACACCCACUCAGCCUUAGUUGGCCCAGAUGGGUUGGGUCGAAGUCAGAGCAGUCCACCUUCUAACUUACCUAAAUUGUGUUGAUGGGGCCGUUAAACAUAUGUAUGUAGAAUCAAUGACUCUGUGUGACCCAUGACAUUUUCUGGUUUGAUGUCGGAGCAUUCCUAUGAGCCUCCUGCUGUCCCCUGUACAUUUUGUAUUGCUUUGUAACUUUGUAUUUCUCUAGUUAUUUGUAGACACUGCCAAAGAAUAUUUUAUGCUUUCACAAUGAAAUACAUUGUGUAUUAUAAUGUGUUAUCAUUUCAUGUCCAUAUUAUUCCUAUCAGCAAUCCAUUGAUAGAAUUUAGAGAAAAGUGUGAAGAGAAAUAACCCGUCCAGUACAGGAUAGUUUUAACCCCAUAUGCAGUGCGAAAAGAGAUUUAACAAAACUUGUAUAACAUCAUUCGCAAAGAUACUCAUGUAGCAAUACAGCAA